UUGAGCUUGGAGAUGCUGUUUUGCUGUGCUGAGAGAGAUUCAUUUGUUUGGUGAAUAGAUGAAGCCUGGCUUUACCAAGAGGAUUAAGGGAUUUGAUUUAUUUUUCUUGCCCUGAUCACAUCUAUCAGCCUGUGCCACCCACCGCUGGCCAGCUUUCUGUGUAUCCUCCAGCCUUCACAGCUGGAUUUAGAUUUUGAGUCGGGAGACCUGCCAUGCUGAUCUGCGUGCCUCCACUUUUUUCAAGGCCGUCUCAGCGGAGUAGCUCUCACUACUGCUUUUUAUUGAUGUAUUUAUUGUUUGCCUGUCAGUCCUGCCAUCACUUUACUCAUGAUACACUAAGGAACACCAUGGCGUGUGGUUCAUAGCCAGCAUCAAGCUUCUUAGUGAAGAAACUUGAAUUUUUUUUCGGGAUAAAAACACCCUGCUUUAUUUUUGAGAGAUGUUGUGGUCUCCGAAGCUCUCCCUGUCCAACAUCCACGUGCGUCUGACAGCAAAGGGUUUACUCCGAAGCCUUCAGCUGCUGUCAGGAUGCAGGAAGAACACGGUGGUUUUCAAAGCAGUGGACAAGAACAAACCGAAGGCCGCCUCCCGCCAGCAGCACCCUCAGCAGCCGACGUCCCAACCUAGCCAGCGCAGUGGAUCCCCGGAUGUGGUGCCAGCGACUGUCGCCGAGGGGGGGAGGAAGGACCAGAACGUCCGGCAGCUCGGUGGCCUCCUGACAGAGAGUAACCGAAGAUUUGAUGCCAUCGCCAUCGUCUUGCAGCGAGCUUUAGCUGAGCGCGAUGAAGCCACACGGCAGUGCAGGGAUCUCUCCCAGGAGCUGGUCACCCUUCAAGGAGAGCUGGUCUGCUCCGUGCACUCGUCUGAGCGUCUAGAGAAGGAGCGGGAUGAGUUGCGAGCGUCUCUGGAGGAAGCGCUGCAGAAGCUGCAGGCUCAGCACCAGCAGGACCUGUCCGAGCUGGAACAGAGGCUGCAGGCCUUCUACCAGGUCGAGUGGGACCGGGUGCAGCUCACCUACCAGGAGGAGAGCGAGCGGUGCAGGACCCUGCUGCAGCAGCAGAUGGAAGAGCUGAAAGCCAGCCAUGAGUCCAUGAAGCAGGGGCUGGAGAGCAGCCAUGCAGAGCAGCUGCAGUCUGUGAAGCAGCAGUAUGAGUCGUCACUGCAAGAGCUCAGAAAAGUCCACGACGAGGAGCUGCAGUCUUUGGACGCUUCUCUGAAGGAUACAGGAGACACUCUAUCUGGACAGAUUGAAGCGCUGACUGCGGAGAACAAUGCUCUAAUUGAGAAGCUGACAGCCAUGGAGAACAGGAGGAAACAGCUGGCUGAGAAGAGUCAGAAGGACUCACACACCCUGUAUCUGGAGCAGGAGCUGGAGAGCCUCAAAGUGGUGCUGGAUAUCAAAAACAAGCAGCUGCACCAGCAGGAGAAGAAGCUGAUGGCGAUCGACAAACUGACGGAGAAAAAUGUGAAGCUGGAUGAGAGCCUGCAGAAGGUCCAGCAGGAGAAUGAGGACCUGAAAGCUCGCAUGGAGAGACACUACGCUCUGUCCAGACAGCUGUCCACGGAGCAGGCCGUGCUGCAGGAGUCCCUCCACAAGGAGUCCAAGGUGAACAAGCGCCUGUCCAUGGAGAACGAGGAGCUGAUGUGGAAGCUGCACAACGGAGACUUGAGCAGCCCCCGCAAGGUGUCCCCCACCUCCACCUCCCCCUCCCGCUCCCGCUCCUUCAGCCUCCAGUCCCCGCGGAGCACCGGCGUCUUCUCCAGCCCCCCCGUCUCCCCCAGAUAACGAUGGGCCUCCGCUUCCUGGAAGCUCGGCCCCUCUCUUUUUGAGUUAUCCCUCUGGAAUAAAGAGCCAUGUUUGUUUUCAUUAGCAACGCCUGACUUCUGGAUCGGAUGAACUCUGACCCUUUCUGUACAGAGACGCUUUAAAGACAGAGUCGCACAGAAGCACUUAAAAAGCAAGGCCCCCUUGUUUUAUGCCUUUCACUUCUGAUGGAUGGGGGAGAAGGAAAUCUCAGGACUAUGUAAUGAUACACUAUUUUUAUUACUUGUUGGCGAGGCUUGUCUGUCCUGACACACACACACACACACACACACACACACACACUACAUACAGUAAAAGAUGCACACAUGUCGACACAAAUGGAAAUUCAGAAUAGCCAAGAAUACAGAUAACCCUGUCCCUCCUCAGAGGGUCUUUUAUAUGAAAUAUGCAUUGAAUAUAAAACUGCUCCUUCUGGAUCCCUGCUCCAUUUCCUCUCAGCUAGCUGCCGAAGAGUGACAGUCAGUGUCAUAAUACUAACUCCAGGGCUGUACGAGUCUCCAUUGAUGUUCAGAAUUUAUUUUGUUUUGGUUAAAGUUGGGAUUUUUUACACCGAGGUUGUUUUGUUUUCCACAUUUCCUUGUUUUGUUGUUGUUUUGACCAAAGGACCAAUCCAAGUGUGUGUGCAUGUGUUUGAGUCUUGGUAAUCACCCCUCACUGAACCCUCCUACUGCAGCUUUAACGUUGGGGUCCGGCAACGAGUUGACCAGAAAAGGCUUUGCUUUGUACGGGUCAGAGACCCUGCAAUGUCUCAGAAAAGAGUAUUUAGCGUGGAUUUGUUAUUAUUGGUUUGUUGACCCUGUUUGGAAUAUGCAAUUAAUAAAGUCUUGUAUUAAA
Messenger RNA from Eleginops maclovinus (Patagonian blennie), 2659 nucleotides. It is a transcript of the gene mtus1a, whose product is annotated as microtubule associated tumor suppressor 1a. Gene Ontology annotation, cellular component: nucleus; cytoplasm. Gene Ontology annotation, molecular function: microtubule binding. The record is from RefSeq and is a predicted model, not a curated record. Bases 440 to 1786 code for a protein of 448 amino acids. The transcript has 10 exons. Lineage: Eukaryota; Metazoa; Chordata; Actinopteri; Perciformes; Eleginopidae.